Molecule: messenger RNA, 3771 nt
Organism: Selaginella moellendorffii
Lineage: Eukaryota; Viridiplantae; Streptophyta; Lycopodiopsida; Selaginellales; Selaginellaceae
Product: protein SMAX1-LIKE 2-like
Exons: 3
Coding region: 621-3659 (1012 amino acids)
Molecular function (GO): ATP hydrolysis activity; ATP binding
Source: RefSeq, a predicted model, not a curated record
CAUGGCUCCCUUGAAUUUUCGUGAUCUCUCAAAGAGUGUUUUGUUCUCUUGCCAAGCGCGCGAGUGAGUGAGAGCGAGGGGAAAAAGGGGAAUUUCGGGAUUGUCAAUGCGCGCGGCUGGGGCGUAGAAUCCUUGGCAGCGGCCGCUAGCUGGAGUAGAUGAUGCUGCAAUUCGCGCUGAAAGAAGAGGCCGGAGCUUGCGAUGAUGAUGCCGCGUUUGUCCUGUUGCUCUAGCGAUGGAUCUCUAGAAAUUGGCCAGACGCCACAGCGCUAGAUCGUGAGCGCGCGAGCACACAAGGGAUCGAUAGCGUCAGGCGGGCUUUGGGCGCGCAUUGGAGUCAGGGAUUCCACUUGGCGCCCGGGACGAAGAUGUCGAUGGUUUCCUAUGGCGCGCCAAGCGUCGCGCGCGAAGAAAAGUAGCGUCGAGCCGGAAGACCGCUGGAUUGCUGCGCUAGAAAAGGCGUGGAUCGCAGAGAAUUGGAAAGGCGAGCGAUCGCAGCGCAUGAACCGUCGAUUUGAAUAGUUAGCUGUUCUUGCAAGAACAAGAGAGAGAGUGAGAGAGAGAGAGAGAGAGAGAGAGAGGAGUCGAGGGAGGGAGGAAUUCGAUCUCGGGGAGGAGAUAUGAGAGGAGCUGGGAUCGCGACGGUGCAGCAGACGCUCACAUCCGACGCAGCGGCGGUGCUCAAGCGCGCGAUCGGUGAUGCCCAGCGCCGCGGGCACUCCCAGGUCACUCCACUCCACGUCGCGGCCAGCCUCAUCGCGUCCCCGGCCGGGAUGCUCCAGCACGCUUGCAUCCAAUCGCACCGCCAGGCGCCGCAUCCACUGCAUUGCCGCGCGCUGGAGCUGUGCUUCAAUGUCGCGCUGGAGCGAUUGCCCGCGGCCAACGCCCAGAAUUCCUCCUCGGCGGACAGCGGCAAUCUCUCCUCCAGCGGCGGACAAUCGAUCGCGACGCUGUCCAACGCGCUGGUGGCGGCGCUCAAGCGCGCGCAAGCGCACCAGCGCCGCGGAUGCCCCGAGCAGCAGCAAGUGCCGCUGCUAGCCGUGAAAGUGGAGAUGGAGCAGCUCGUCAUCUCGAUUCUAGACGAUCCGAGCGUGAGCCGGGUGAUGCGCGAGGCCGGAUUCUCGAGCACCCGCGCGAAGAACAGCCUCGAGGCGGCGCUCCAUCGCCACCAGCCCGUACCACCCCUGGCCGAAAUUGGCGAGACCUUCCGUACUGGCCUUGGGCCGUGCUCGAUCGAGAAGCCCAGCUCCAGCUCCAGGGAGGCCGACGCCGCCAUCGCCACGCUCUCCAGGCGGCGCAAGCGCAAUCCAGUGCUCCUGGGCGACGAUGGAGCCGCGAAUUCGGUGCUCAAGGAGCUCGUCUCGCGGAUCGAGGGCGAUCGCGAGCUGCGCGACGCGAGGAUCCUGUUCGUGGAGCGCGGAUUUGGGUUCUCCAAGGACGCGACGCAGCGCUCGCUGGUGGAGAUCUCGGCGGCGGUGGAGGAGUGUGGGCGAGUGGUGGCGGUGCUGGGGAGCUUGGCGUGGUGCGUGGAGGUGUCGGCUAUGGCGAAUGCGGUGAUGGGCGAUCUCGCGAAGAUCCUGGACAGGGCCGAGAGUAAGCUCUGGUUGAUCGCUACCGCGAGUAGCCAGUGCUACAUGAGGUUUCUAGCGCAGUACCCAGCGAUGGAGAGUGGGCUGGGAUUCCAGCCAUUGCCCAUCUCCACGAACUCCAUUCCAUCUAUACGUCCAAGGUUUUCACUCGUCGAGAAACACGAACAGUCCUUUCCCCGCUUCCCAAAGAUGCUGUUCAAGCUACCAGACGAGCACCAUAACUUCGAGGAUGUACGCUGCUGCGUCGAGUGCACUGCCAAGCUCGAGCACGAGAGCCUUGUGCUGCUCCAGGAGCGUCAAUCCAAGACGGAGUCUGUGCAGUCGAGCUCCGGAGUCGAAGGCCUCCCGUUUUGGAUGACGAGAAACAAUCACACAAUCACCUCCAAGCCGAUCACACCACAGGAACCCACGCAACUCACGCGAGAGCUCCGAAAGAAGUGGAGCCGAUACUGCCAACUUAUGCAUUCCAAGAGCUGUCUGCCAUCGUUGCCAAACUUGAUCGACAGCAACUCUUCCUCGAGCCAGACUUCGAGUCCAAACGGGAAGAUCCAGCAAGCUUCCAGGGGCCUCGACUUGAGUACCAAGCCAGGCCUCGCCAGUGCCAAAGCGACGUCCUCCAACUGGCUAUCGCUCUCGACAGUUACCGAAUUGAGGGACUCAAGCGGUCCGGCUUUGUCUCUCGGACUCGGCAGCUCGGUUGACAAGCCAGCCAAGAACAUCACCAAAGCUUCCAAAGUCACGACUGAACUAGCGCUUGGCACACCGAGCGUUCUUCUCGAGUCUCACCACGAGAGGCUCCAGGACACAAGCGGGUGCAAGCAGAGCUCGGUAGACGCGUCCAAGAUCAGGAGUGUGGAAAUCGACGCAGCGGUGUCUUUCAAGAGCCUACACAAGAAACUCUGCGAGAGAGUCCCGUGGCAAAGUGACGCUGCUGGUAAGAUCGCUUCCACGGUUUCCCAGUGUAGAGCCGGGGACCGGAAGCGAGGAUCCAACGUGAAAGGCGAUGCAUGGCUGCUGCUCACGGGGCCGGACGUGAUGGGAAAGAGAAAGAUGGCGAAGGCUCUUGCGGAGCUCUACAACGAUGGCAGGCUGGUUUUGAUAAGCUUGAAUCCGCGGAGGAGGAGGAGCCGCAAGAGUGCGUGGGAGUCCGAGGCCGAGCAGCAGGAUGGCUUGAGCAGCCGGGGUCGGACUGUCACGGACAGGAUAGCCGACGCGGUGAAGCUCAAUCCAUUCUCGGUGUUCUUGCUCGAGGAGUUUGACAAGGCGGACGCUGGUGUCAAGGCGGCGGUGCUCGGCUGCAUCGAGCGAGGGAAGAUCCAGCACUCGAGCGGGAGAGAAGUGAGCUUUGGAAACACGGUGACUUUGGUGGCGACGAGCGCGGGCGAGGAGGCGAGAUCGGGCCUAGAAGAGAGGCUCGAAGGUGUUGAGCCGCGGGAGAUCCGAGUGGUGGUGGACGAGCAAGAAGUUACUGCUACUGGCAGCGAGAUGGAGGUGGAAGAAACGAAGAACAGCAUGGUUUCAGUAAUCCAGUUCAAGCAAAGUGGCGAGGAGGAGAUAGUUUUGGUUGGCGAUGGAGAAGCUGCCAUCGUUGGCGAGAAGAGAAAGUCGCGAGUGAGAUGGGGGGAGAAGCUGGCGUGCUUGCUCGAUCCGAGUGGAACUAGGAGGAGCAAGGUGGCUGGACUAGACUUAAACUUGGGACUCGGGUGUUCCUCCUUGGAGUGUGAAGAUGGUGGUGGUCACUUUGAUGAGGUGGUUUGCUUCCGGGAGUUUGAGGUGGAGUCCACGGGAGAGAUUGUGAUGGAGAGAUUGGAGAGGAUGGCUGGGAGCUAUGGAGUUUGUGUGAAGGUGGACGUGAGGGUGGUGGAGAUGAUGAUGGGGUUUGUGUGGGAGGAGAUGGAUGGGAGCCGGAGGUUUGAGAGGUGGAUGGAGCAGUGGAUCGAGGGGGUGGUGAAGAGGAGGAGUGGAACUGUGAGGAUUGUCGCUGGGGAAGUUUUGGUGGAACAAGGGGAAGCCAUAGCCGGGAAGAACAGGAGCUUGCUAGGACAAGUUUGUGAGAGCUUGGAAGCUUGACGAAGUCUCACAAAGCUUGUCAUUCUUUAGUUACCUUUUAACCUUUAUCCCGACAAUUGAAAUUUUUAAAGGGUUCAAAUUUAAUAUUUUACAAAUUGAUAAAUUCCUUGAA